AUCAUAUACUCCUAAAUCUAAAACUUUAAUAAGGAAUGGAAUAUAAUUGAGCAAUAAAUAAAUAUAAGGAAAGAAUGAGUAACAUAAAAUUUCCUUGUUUUUCUGAAUCAAGAAUCAGAAUCCUUGAUUUACAUUCCAUGAUUGUAAUGAGAAGAAUAUUAGAAAAAGUAAUUAAGGGGAAACCCUUUCCCCUUAUAAAAAUGUAGAGAGAAACUCCAUGGCUGUUCUUGUAUUGAAUUGAAUGGAGAGGUAGCCCCGAGGCGGCCGGUGAAGAAAUCAAAGUCGAUGGCUCGAGGAAAAAUGAUUAUGAAAUUUAUAGAGAAUGAGAAGGCUCGAGCUACAACACUUAGGAAGCGAAUGAAAGGAUUGAAAAAGAAGGCGUACGAGUUCUCCGUCCUUUGCGACGUGAAGGUAUGCAUGAUCAUUUUUGAACCCAAGUUGAAGGGCGGCCCUGCCAAGGUUGAAGUUUGGCCCUCAGAUCCUGUUCAGGUUAAGAGCAUCGUCGACAAAUACAAGAUUGAGGUUGCCUCGGAUGCGCAAAAGAAAAUCUCUAGCUUAUAUGAUUUUUUCAACGUACGCAAGAGAGGGGUUCAGAAUGAGGCAGCCCAAGUACGCAAAGCAAAUUUCAAAGCCAAGUUUCAAACAUGGGAUGAUCGUAUCGAAGAUUUCUCCCCUGAACAAAUUGCAUCUUUUCUUACGAAACUUGAUUUGAACCUUGAAGUUGUGAAAAAGAAGAUCACGAUGAUGAAGGGAGAUGACUGGAAUCAUACGCUCUCAGCUAAAUCGAGGAUUGUAGGUGGUUUCAAUACCCAAUCAAGGCCACACCCUUCUGAUGGCAUCCCUGCAUCCUUUCAUCCUAAGAAUCUAAACCAUUCUGAGAAUCACAUUCAAGUUCAUGCCCCUGUAAUGAUUCUAAACCAUCUUGAUCACGUUCAAGCCUUUGCUCGAAAGAACUUGGAUUUUGGAGUUAGCAGGGAGCAGCCUCCUGUCCCUGCAAAACCUCUCAACAUACAACUACCUUCGCAUUCACCUGCCGAUGAGGCUUUGGUUAAGCUUUCCCUCAGCCUGAAUCCCAUCGAAAAUUCGAUGAAUCCUAUUGAUAAAUCGCGAAGGAUGUCGAUGAUGAAUCAUCUUGACUUCAGACUUCAAUCAGGGAUUGCCUCUAGUAGCAGCAAGAUACCGAACAAGGUGCUGUACAAUCCCCCGCCUUCGCUCUCUGUUUGUCAUGAUCCAAGAAUCGCCAUGCCGAGCAAUGUAAUGUUCAAUUCACCCACAAUUCCAGUUCUUCAUCAUGAUCCAAGGACAGCCAUGCAAGACGACGUGAUGUUCAAGGACCCUAGGGCAUUCCAAACUCGCUUCUACGUUCCAUCCAUGCAACCAGAGGCUGUUCACAGUGGGCAACAGCUGAUGAUGCCGCUUAUGUUUCCUCAAAUGCAUCCCUUUCAGUUCACUGAUUUCCACCUUGACAUCAAUGAAUAUGAGAUGCAAAGCAAGAAACAAAGGCUUCAGAUCAUUGGGUAAUUUCAGUGUUUGAUCAUUUCAGAAUUAUACAAAACUUGGGUGUUUUGGAGUUAUUUUAGUCUCCUUUAUUUUGGUUUUUA
Messenger RNA from Theobroma umbraticum, 1601 nucleotides. RefSeq lists its product as uncharacterized. Gene Ontology annotation, molecular function: protein dimerization activity; DNA-binding transcription factor activity, RNA polymerase II-specific; RNA polymerase II cis-regulatory region sequence-specific DNA binding. The record is from RefSeq and is a predicted model, not a curated record. Lineage: Eukaryota; Viridiplantae; Streptophyta; Magnoliopsida; Malvales; Malvaceae. Gene Ontology annotation, biological process: regulation of transcription by RNA polymerase II.